CCAACGGCCCAGUUCAAACUUGGCCUGCGGGUGGUGGUAGUAGUGUCGGCUUGGAUAUCACCGCAAAACCUGCAGACCACGUGCAUUGGACUAACAUAACGCAACAUGUCCAAGCGGAAAAUAGACAUCAACCCAUCAGCCUUGCGGAAAAGCCAGCCUUGGCAUCAGCGAGGGCCACGAGCACAUGGCCAAGGUCAUGUCAAUGUUGUCAGGUACGCACAGGACAAUGACCGAGAGACAGACAGAGAGAGUGGCUACAACAGCAGUUACAGCAAUUACAGCAACAACUCAGGACGCUUAGGUUACAUGGGUGAUUACCAGCGGUCAGAUAUAUACCCAGGCACAGUUGGCGGUGGUGUUGGUGGUGGUGGUGGCAGCAGCUACAACAGCAACAACCAGCAACGAGGAGCUGUAGCCAUGUCUGUUAAUCCCUUCACCAACUUGCCCUACACCCCUAGAUACUAUGAGCUGUACAGGAAAAGAAUUGGACUCCCCGUAUGGGAGUACAGGACCAAAUUCUUUGAAUUACUGGACAGUAAUCAGACCAUAGUGUUGGUUGGAGAGACAGGCUCUGGCAAGACCACACAGAUGCCACAGUGGUGUGUAGAGUUUGCACGCUCUAAAGGCAAAAAGGCUGUGGCCUGUACCCAACCCAGGAGGGUGGCAGCCAUGUCUGUGGCUCAGCGUGUGGCUGAGGAGUUGGAUGUGGCCCUUGGCCAAGAGGUGGGGUACUCCAUUCGUUUUGAGGACUGUUCCUCCUCUAAAACAGUGCUGAAGUAUAUGACAGAUGGUAUGUUGUUGAGGGAGGCUAUGAGUGAUCCCAUGCUGGAGAACUACCAGGUCAUCUUGUUAGAUGAGGCUCAUGAACGCACACUAGCCACUGAUAUCCUGAUGGGAGUGCUGAAGGAGGUGUUGAAGCAAAGGAGUGACUUGAAGCUAGUGGUGAUGUCAGCCACUCUGGAUGCUGGCAAAUUCCAACAGUACUUUGACAAGGCUCCUCUACUUAAUGUCCCAGGCCGAACCCACCCUGUAGAGAUCUAUUACACCCCAGAACCAGAGAGGGACUACCUGGAGGCUGCCAUCAGGACUGUCAUACAGAUCCACAUAUGUGAAGAAAUACAGGGAGAUGUGUUGCUAUUCCUGACAGGACAGGAAGAGAUUGAGGAAGCAUGCAAACGUAUUAAGCGGGAAGUGGAUGCUCUAGGUCCUGAUGUUGGGGAUCUCAAAUGUAUUCCUUUAUAUUCUACAUUGCCCCCAAACCUGCAGCAGCGCAUCUUUGAAGCUCCUCCCCCAAACAAGCCAAAUGGGGCCAUUGGACGGAAGGUGGUGGUGUCCACAAAUAUUGCUGAGACCUCCCUUACUAUUGAUGGUGUCGUCUUUGUGAUUGAUCCAGGCUUUGCCAAACAGAAAGUGUACAACCCUCGUAUCCGUGUGGAGUCCCUGUUAGUGUCCCCAAUCAGUAAGGCAUCAGCUCAGCAACGGGCUGGUCGAGCUGGUAGGACCAGGCCAGGCAAAUGUUUCCGCCUCUACACUGAAAAGGCCUUCAAGAAUGAAAUGCAGGACAAUACAUACCCUGAGAUCCUCCGUUCCAAUCUUGGGUCUGUGGUGCUGCAGCUCAAAAAACUAGGCAUAGAUGACUUGGUUCAUUUUGACUUCAUGGACCCUCCAGCUCCUGAGACCCUCAUGCGAGCCCUAGAGCUUCUUAACUAUCUGGCAGCUCUUGAUGAUGAUGGUAAUCUUACAGAACUUGGAGCAAUUAUGGCAGAGUUUCCACUUGAUCCUCAGUUAGCAAAGAUGGUAAUUGCUUCCUGUGACUUCAAUUGCUCCAAUGAAAUCCUGUCCAUCACAGCUAUGCUAUCAGUACCGCAGUGCUUUGUGCGCCCUAAUGAGGCCAAGAAAGCUGCUGACGAGGCCAAGAUGAGAUUUGCGCACAUAGAUGGAGAUCACCUCACCCUGCUGAACGUCUACCACGCCUUCAAGCAAAAUAUGGAGGACGUCCAGUGGUGCUAUGACAAUUUUGUCAACUAUCGUUCACUGAAGUCUGCAGACAACGUUCGGCAGCAGUUGUCACGCAUCAUGGACAGGUUUAGCCUUAAGCGUACCUCCACAGAUUUCAACUCCCGUGACUACUACAUGAACAUCCGCAAGGCACUUGUUUCAGGGUUCUUCAUGCAGGUAGCACAUUUGGAGCGCACUGGCCACUACAUGACCAUUAAAGAUAACCAAGUGGUCCAACUGCAUCCCUCCACCUGCCUUGACCACAAACCAGAGUGGGUUCUGUACAAUGAGUUUGUCCUCACCACCAAGAAUUACAUCAGAACAGUUACUGAUAUUAAACCUGACUGGCUCAUCAAGGUGGCCCCUAACUACUAUGACAUGCAGAACUUUCCUCAGUGUGAAGCCCGAAGACAGCUGGAGAACAUCAUCACAAGAUUUGAGUCUAGACAAUACAGGGAAGGAUUCUAAGCCUAUAACUGUAAAGAACAUUCAGCAGGUAUUAAUGUCUGAAUUUCAUCAUAAUUGCCAAUCUUCUUUGUAUGUUCUCAUUGAGGUUUAUCCAUGAGAAGAGCUUGGUUGGAUUAGGCUUAGUGUGGAUUGGCAUGGAAUGGACUCUUAGAAUUCUUGUGGAUGAGAGAUGAUGCAUAGAUAGCUUAUAUUUUUUGUAUGGUGUAUUAGUGAGUUAGCUGAGGGGUCCCCAUUAGCAGAACUCACUUUAAAAAAUAAAUUGGUCACCAGAAGCGUGACACAGUUAGUGGUCAGUUGGCGAGUCAACCUUCAGGUUUAUUUAUUAUUGUACAAAGCAAUAAGUGAGUUAUUUAGCUCUACUGGAUUUGGCCACAGCAGCACAGGCAUAAAAGCUGGUAGCAUUAUAUUUAUUAUGUAUGCUAUUAUAGGAUGAAAUAGUACUUUGAUCCUGUGUUUUGCUACCCAGGACCCAUCAUUCCCAGUAGGAAAGGUGCCAGGUGUUGGCUACUCGGGGGUACUAAGAGUAAUCCCAAUGUGGUCCUAACUUGUCACUCAUUUUAUGUUAAAAAUAAAUGCAAAAUAUUUG
This is a messenger RNA of Portunus trituberculatus (swimming crab), 3052 nucleotides long. RefSeq names its product putative pre-mRNA-splicing factor ATP-dependent RNA helicase PRP1 (gene Dhx15). Gene Ontology annotation, cellular component: intracellular anatomical structure; spliceosomal complex. NCBI's taxonomy places the organism in Eukaryota, Metazoa, Arthropoda, Malacostraca, Decapoda, Portunidae. Bases 106 to 2466 code for a protein of 786 amino acids. The transcript is spliced from 14 exons. The record is from RefSeq and is a predicted model, not a curated record. Gene Ontology annotation, molecular function: RNA helicase activity; RNA binding; ATP hydrolysis activity.